UCUCGACGGGUGUGGAUGGAUUUUGGUGAUAUUCGAGUGAUUUGUGUUUCGCGUUGAUACCAUGGACAUUUACUACUGUGUUGUUUUGUAGUGUAGCGGUGCAUCUAUACAGUCACACAUCCACCCCUUCUUUUGCUGCUUGUUUGAUGCCAUCAACAAACUGCAACAGAGCGGAUGCAUCAUGCGUGGCACGAUUGCAUAGGAGCAAAUGAAACGGAGUUUUACCCGUGAGAGCCGGAAUCACUGCAGUUAGAGUGAAACACUGUCGAUAAAUUGUGUACCCCUUGAAUUUUGUGGAUGCUUUUCUCCUCCGCUCCAUUCCAUUCGCUUCGAAACGGUGCGUGUGUAUUGGUAACGGCCGUGCUGAAGCAUCGUCGCGUUUGUGAAAAUCGACCGAGCAGACAAAUUUCUGGGCUGGAUUUUUCUUCCUGCUUCGGCUGUCGGAGCCGUAUUCGAAAGUGCAUCGUUUAGAUCCGAGGCUUCGCGUUGAGGUGCCAAAUUCGAUCCGUGGUUUUGGAAUUUAGCUGUGUUUAGUAGCGUGAGUAACAGAUAUAAAGUAUGCGGUGGAAAACUUAAUCUGCGCCCAAAGUGAGAAUCGAAAAAGAAUGUCAAAAUUUUGAAUGUGGGAUUGGUUUCUCCGCCUAGCAGUGUGCGUGUUUGUGUAUCGCGAAGGUCUUGCAGCAGUAGUAAACAUGGAUGAAUAGUCGAUUUGCAAUGAAAACAGCAAAUCGUAGCUGCCACUGAAUUGACCUAUCUAAUUGUUCGAUUCAGGUUUGAAUGUUCGAAUAAUGGAUUUAAAGCAUAGUUAUAAAAAGUAAAUUGGCCAAUCAGUAGCAAAGUUGAUUAUGUACGAGGUGACGUGUAGAGUAGGAAAGCGAAAUAGUUGUACAACGCUUUUCAAAGUAGUGUUGGUAACUCCGUAGACGGAACGAAAAGCAACAAUACCGUAGCUAUACGUCGUGUAUAAAUGUGUUUGUGUAUGUGGUUGCACUAAUGAAAGGUGCGGAUUAUUAUUAUAAAAUGAAUGAAAUUUUGAUUGCACAAAAGUGAAAGAGUUCGUGAAAAUUAUGUCGAUUGGCGUUUGUCCGAAGUGAAGCAAUUUGGAAUUGCAGUUUUGUGGUGCAUUUAUUUGCGAGGCUGAAGACGAAAACGAAAACACAAAUCAAACCAACAUCAACACUUUCCUCUGCUUGUGUUGACUUGGAUUACUCUUGGCGUAUGGUUUUCAUCUGUUUCACAUCCUGACUGCGAUAAAGGGGAAAAUCUCUUUUGAAGCAUCGAGAUCCUUCGGCAGCCUUUGAUUGCGAGCGGUGUGUGCCACGUUUAGUGUUAAUUUAAGGUGGUGAUUUUCGAAGCAUCAAGCGGACCACAUUAGAAAACGCUGCCGGCACCGGUCGGUAGCAGCUGGAUCGUGUGAAUUGCGAAAAAGCAACAUGCCCGGUGUUACUCGUUUCUGAUUCGCCAAGUUAAAGAACACUUUGGUCGGGUGGAAACCACCGUCAACAGGAGGGUAGCGGCCGGCACGAUAAGAUGAUGAUGGCCAAUUGCAUCGAAACAAAAACAGGUUCUCCCGACGACAGGACAAUUACUCGACCGAGUUGUUGGUUGCCGGAUCGCAAGCUGAGCCGUCGUAAGUUUGAUUUGUGAGUGCAGCAGUGCAGGACAACACGCGAUUCAAGUUCAACAAUGGCAACGGCGAUGACGAGGAUUACCCGUUCGGUUAUAGUCGGUGAUGAUCAACAACACUAGCAGGGUGUAGUGUGUUCAGUGCAUAUUAGAGUGUGAGUUUUUUUUUUUCGUGUGUGCGUGUAGUAAACGAAGAAAAGUGAGCGUUCUAGCAGUGCCAGAUUUUGUCAAUCAAAUAGAAUUCAUGAUUUUUGUGUUACUGGAAAACCGAAGAAAAUGAAUUCCGUAUUUUCUGCGUUCAAAUCGGCCGGCAAGCACGAUGGCAAGCAGAAGUCAUCGAGCGGUAAGAAGCUGGCCCAAGAUCAGCCGAACAGCUACGAGAAGCUGCGGCACAUCCGCGAGAUCAGCUGCAAUAAAAUGAAUACUCUGGUGGCGCUUGAUCAGGUGGAAAUCAAUGGUGGAUUAUCGCCGCCCUGCGCCACCACACCGGUACAGAGUCCCUCCAGCGAGAAGAGUUUGGACCUGGAAGAUCUUGGUAUAGACCAGGUGGACCGAUCGAUUGCAACCGCAGAAAUCUCAAGCUCAGACCAGCAGCAUCAACUACCUUCUAUUGCUAGCACCACAGCAAUAACCGCAAAGGCUGACACAACAAGUGAUAGUUUAGGUGAUAGUGUAGUAGUGAAUAAGCCUCCAUCGGGGGCAGCAGCCGCAGCCACAACCACAACAACAGCAACAGCAACAACAACGAUCAACGGUGGCAGUGGUGGAGGUGCCGUUUUUGCCAUACCCACCGCUCCCGCUGCUUCAACCAUUCCGACCAACAACAACAACGCUAGUAGCAAUCAAUGGAACGUCGUCAGUGGCAGCAGUCGUUUCCACAAACCUAGGCUUAGCUUGAGCAACAGUGUCGGGCUGAGCGGUAGCAGUAGUAGUAGUAGUAACACAAUGCCCUCGGUGCACGGUCGAACCGGUGGAAACGGUGCGACGGGUGGUGCUACCAGCGGACCGGGUGGGAUGCCACAGAAAACCAGACUGUCAACGCACCAAAGAAAUCUCAGUUUAGACUUCAGAUCAAUGGGAAUCCUGUUACCACCAGUGUCACAGGUGACCAAUACCCGAAUCAACAUGACCCAGCAUCAUCGGAACCGAAGUUUAGACAGCGCCCUUCAGCGGAUUCCUGAGGUGGAAGUAUCGUCGCCAAGUGCCGAAUCGGAGAACACCCUGUGUACGAACUCGAUUCUCGGUGCCACCAUGUGCAGUAAAAUCAUUCAGUCGUCAUCGACAAAUCCAACCAACACACCGGCCAUCACUCGAGGGAUCAGCUGCAGUGCAGGAGCUAGCAUCUCCGGCAACGGCGGAACGGUACUCGACAGAAGCGAAGCUGGAUCUGCGCUCGUACCCGGAUUGCGAACGGGUAAGGUCGAAAACGAAACCCUUGGUGGAAAGGAAAGUGACAGCAAAAAGAGGGAAGACUUGACCAGCCUAGGGUCGGACGAUUCCGGCAUCAUUUGUGGAUCGGAACCAGACCACACCUCACUGACACGGAUCCGCCGCUCACGGGAAAGCCUGGACUCGGGUGAAAUCGAUCCUUCCGAGGAAGAGUGUAUCGAAAUUCUAGAGACUACCUCGAUGGACGAAGAAUAUCGGAUGCUACAGGCAGAUAUGUGUUUUUACCCGUUAACCCUGUCGGGUUCGGCAGGUGCGGGCAGUCGCAGUAGCAGCACGAAGGAAAAGGAUAACCAUAGCGGGAAGUCGGUCGAAACCGGAGCCGAAGGGGGGAUCGUUAGCGAUAAGGUUCGCUAUCGUGAACAGAACAUGAACAAAGCUGCCAUCAUGAUGGAAAAGAUUUGUGUCCCGAUCGAGUACGAGGACGAUCUGUCGUCGGGUGGUGGAAGCGAUGAGGCGACAGGUGAGGACGAAAUUGACGCAUUGACACCCGUGGUGGGUGAAGAUAAAACCAUAAUGGAUGAAGCCGAUUUGCAAACGCCAGUGGCUGAGACGAAGGAUGCCUCGGCGACGACCUGUACUACGAAUUCUGUUGUGCCAAGUACCAGUAGCCAAAAAAGCGAUCAAAAGAACGAAAUCAUAUUUCGUAACUUUUUUGGCGCUACCAAGAAUGCCAUUUUUCGAACGGCCCAAAGCAUUAUCGAUAAUCACGAGAAAAAGAGUGCGAAAAAUAAGGAGAAAGAAGAGGAGAAGGUAAAGUCGCCGACUGAAAUUUCCAAGAAGCGCGAGUUCAAUGUUUUACGGUCGCGAGUAAAGAAUAAAGAAUCCAACAAUGUCAACGGAGGAACUUCCAAUAACGCUAGCAGCAGUGGUGCGGGAAACAGUAACAAUUUGUUAACCCCGGAAGUACCACCAUCGACGAAGCUGGGAUUCAAGAGUCUUUCGAAAUCGUCGUCCACCAGUUCACUGAAAGCACCGGGAACAGCCGUUGCGACCUGUCCAAAUCCGAAGAAAAUAAUUGAACCUCAUAUCACGGACGAACGGGGCCAAAGUGGUCUGCUGAGGUUUUUCGAGUCACCGGUAUUCAACAUCCACUUUGCCGUCCAUUACCUGUUUUACUCCACGGAACCCGGUGUCCUCAGCUUCAUUGGCAACAAAAUUUUCAGCUUCCCCGACGUCGAAGUGGAUCUGUACAUCCCGCAGCUGAUCAUCAUGUACAUGCAGAUCGAAGAGCUAUCCGAAGUGCUAGAUCCCUAUUUAGUCUACCGGUGUCGACAGUCCGUAGAUUUUUGUUUGCGAUGUAUUUGGUUGCUGGAAGCUUACAACUUCAAUAUGGGUAAGGGAAGCAAUCCGGCCCGGAAACACUUGACCCUGCUGAGAGAAUUGUACCCAAGGCGUGAACGAAAGCAAAACCUGAGGCCGAUGGAGUCGGCUAUGGACUCGGCAAAAAAGACUCAUCACCGUUCCCAGUCCGAUGCAACUGGUCUGAUGGGAUCACUGUCCCUAAAUCCGAUCGUUUUUCCUACCCCUCCGCGACCUCUGUGUCUUGGGGAUCUCAGCAGCGGACGGGCAUUCGAUAACGGUUGCUCUUGCUUCGAAUCCGUUCGAGGAGCUGUGAACGAUCUGCUCGGACAGCAGACCGUUUGCUACUGCGGAGCACCGAAGUUGGUCCCACAGAAAGAGUUCAUGAAAUCUCUAAUCGACAUCGGCCGAAUGUUGACCGUCCUAGAAACAAAAAUCGAGAAAACAGCUCGACUACGGAUACUCCUCAACUUGAUCAACAAGAAUCUUCCAGCGCGUGUUUGGCUUCCACUGCAUUCCGAGACGCCGCACCACGUGGUACGGAUAACCGAAGAGAAAACGGCAGUCCUAAACUCGAAGGAUAAAACACCGUACAUCAUCUACGUGGAGGUUGUCGAAGUGAAUGACAUCUACACGUCACCCGUCAUCCCGAAGCUGAUGCCCACGUUGAGGCACACCAAGAGUGAAGAACGGUUGGACAGUGGGAACAACAAACCGAACGAAACAACAACGGAUCCCAACAAGCGAGACUCGAAAAUCUCCGAAUGUUCCUCCGGGGAGCUAUCGACGCCUAGUCUUGCAUGGGGAAUGCUCGGUGGAAUGUGCGACUAUAGCUUGACCGACGAUGACGUGUGGUCGGCGGAAGAUGAUGAAAUAACGGCACAAUACCUGAAUCUACACAAGACCCUUUCCGAUCGGGACACGAUUUCCCAGAUUUCGAUGGAUUCCUACGAUUCUCGUGAACAAGGAGCACCGGUUGUUUUCAACAUAGACGAGGAUCGGAAUCGCCAAUGUGCCAAUCUUAAUUCCGAGAACACCAAACCAUUCAGCUUUGAUCCCGAUGAUCCUUCGGCUGCUAUCCUGAAGGAACCAUGGCACGAAAAAGAGAAACAGAUCCGGGAAAGUUCCCCUUACGGUCACCUACAGAACUGGCGACUGCUUUCGGCCAUCGUCAAGUGCGGUGACGACUUGCGACAGGAACUCAUGGCGACACAAUUGUUGGAGAUGUUCAAACUAAUCUGGGAGGAGGAGAAAGUGGACCUUUGGGUGCGACCGUACAAAAUCGUGUGCCUGUCGAACGAUUCCGGUUUGAUCGAACCGAUUCUGAAUACCGUGUCGCUACAUCAGAUCAAGAAAAAUAGUAACAAAAGCCUGAGUGAUUACUUCGUGGACGAGUACGGCGAUAUGGAUUCGGUUCAGUUCCGGGCCGCCCAGCGAAACUUCAUGCAGUCCUGUGCGGCGUACUGUUUGAUAUCCUAUCUGCUGCAAGUCAAGGAUCGACACAACGGAAAUAUUCUGCUACAUGCUGAUGGCCAUUUGAUUCACAUCGAUUUCGGAUUCAUUUUGAGCAUAUCGCCUAAAAAUUUGGGUUUCGAACAGUCGCCCUUCAAAUUGACACCCGAGUUUGUGGAUGUCAUGGGAGGACCAUCGUCCGAGUUGUGGUACGAUUUCAAGCAUCUGCUGCUCGAAGGCCUGAAGGCAGCCCGCAAGCACAUGGAUCGCAUCAUCAACAUCGUGGAGAUAAUGAGAAGUACAUCCCAAUUGCCAUGCUUCAAGAACGGUUGCUCCGGUACCGUGCGAAACUUGCGGCAAAGGUUUCACAUGAACCUAACGGAACAGGAGCUGGAACGGAAGGUCGAACAGCUGGUGCAGGAUUCGCUUAAUUCGUUCUCGACGAAACUGUACGACAGUUAUCAGUACUUUACCAAUGGCAUUUUGUGAGAACGAUUCUUUAUGAAAAUCUAAGACAGGUCGGCGAAAACGCGAACGCGUGUCCCCCGUCCUGCUCAUGGCCAUAUGCAUGGUGGAAGGCAAUUAUAAUUAAAAAUGGAGAAAAGUACAAAAAAAGUUUCUAUUAGUGUUUUUUCCCCCGUUUUGUCGUUUGUACAAAUUAUACACACGCAGUAAAACGGUUUUUUUCCUGAUCAAAAAAAAAUCAUAUUCAAAUAUAUAUUGGUUGUUCUCGGAUUUUGAAGAAGGGCAAGAAAAGAAAGAGUCUUCGUGUAAAUGUCAUGUAAAUACGGAUGGUUAAUUGCAAAAAGCAAAAGUGUACAUACGAAAAAAAAAAGAACAGAGCCACAUAAGUAGGAGCAUAGCAUGGAGGUUUUUCUGUGAAAAACCUGUUUCCCCCCUCAGUAACUUUUUUAAUCGUAGAUUUUUCUGUGUAAAAAUAUUACAGCUAACUUUAUUAGUCGAAUCGUGUUUAAGAAGCAACGUAAAAGAAUGAAAACAAUGCAAACAAAAUCAACAAUUCACAACUACUUUUAAAUCAAACUCCGUCGGAGGAAACGAAAGCAAAUGAGUCAGAUAGUUACAUUGUGUGCAUAGUUAGUAGUUAGUUGGCAGUGCUGAAAAUUGAUGACAUGUUUUUUUGUUUUUUUUUUUUUUUUUUGAAUACCCGAGUGCAUGGAGAUUUUUCCACAUUGCCUACCAUCCGGUCAGUCAAACAUGAAUGUCACGCGUAUCACCUAUGACAGUCAUAAGCCACCAGAUCCGCAUGAAUGAGGUAGUGGCGACAUUCACGCUCACGCUAUUGGGUGAUGAAUGUAACGAAAGAAAUGAUUAUCAUGAACAGGAUGGGCUGCAAAUUUUUUUUUCGAUGCGAAUUGACAAACACAAACUUUUAUGAGGAAAUUCAGAUUGGAAAUUCAGGUGGUCAUCAGAUGUGUAGAGUUGUCAACAAAAAAAAAACAUGACAAUGUAAUAUUAAUAAUUGGACUACAAAGGAAUCCAAUAGUGUCCAAAAAGCACUAAAUUAAGAAAUUUUCAAGGUUCAUAGUUUUGUCAAUCAACCAAAAUUUACAGUUUUCGAAAAAAAGUUCAAACAUGAGUUGGAUGGAACAGGACCUUCGAUAUUGAUCGAAAAUUUAGAAGGUUUAGUUAUGUUCUGAAAAACGUUCAAAUAUCAAUUGAAUGAAAAACGAAGUCAAUAGUGAUGGAAAAUCACAAGCUUUGAUUAAUUUAAUUUUGAGGUGCGUAGAGUCCGACAAACAAAUAUUUCCAUUUUUGCAACAAAAAAAAUCAAAUUUGAAUUAGAUGGAAAAGGAGGACGUCAACAUAGUUGGAAAAUUACUGGAUUCAAGUAUUUUCAAGAUGUAUAGAGUUGUUUAACCAACGAAAAUGGACUAGUUUUCAAAAGGUCUCAAAUUUUCAUUGAAUGAAAAGGGGAAUCAAUAGCAAAAGAUUAGAUUAUUUUCAAGGUGCAUAGGGUUCUUUCACCAACCAAAAUUCAUAGUUCAGUAAAAAAAUUCAAACAUGAAUUGGAUGAAAAAGAAUGUUAAUAUUGAUAGAAAAAAAACUAGAUUUGAGCAUUUUCAGGAUGCCAAUAAAAAGGGGCUAUUUCUAAUUUCGUAAAGCGGUAGUGCUCAAAGGGUGAAUGUUUGAAAACUAUCGAUCUUUUAUUUUUUUUGUGUGGCUUUUUAACGAUAUCAAACUAACUAGAGAUUAUAAGAGGAGAAUCCGAUUUAGAUAGUAAAUGGCAAACGACAUUUGCCCUUACUUUCUGACAUUUCAGAGACUCGGAUGAUUCGUAUCGCAAAAAUGCCUAAGUUCGACUCCUCUGGUAGAAGGUAAAAGUUUAGAUACGAGAAGUCUUCUGCUUACUUGAAUGACCCUUGUCACGUCUCACUUUUCCGAAUUUUAUCUUCACAUCCUUGCUCUUCCUUGAGUACUAUGGCUCUACAAUUUCUAACUCUUUCUCCUCUCAUAAUCUCUUGUUAGUUUGAUAUCGUUAAAAACCAAAAAAAAAAGAAGUUAAAAAUACUGACUGACCAGAAGUCAUAAAUAAAAGAAGUAAAAAAUUAUCGAUCUUGAAAAAUCACCAGAAGAGAAGUGCAUGAAAUCUCCGAAACGGAAAAAAAAAAUUUUAUGCCGAAUGCCUUAUGUGACUUAUGUGAUCCAGAAACUUAAAAAAUUUAAAACUCCGCAGUUAAAACACAAACGAUUUUCCAGACAUGACAGUCACGAUCUUUUUUUGGCGCACAUCUACGGUCCUCCGUGAAACUGGCACCAAUGGUGAUACAUUGGUUGCACUGCUGAGUUCCCAUCAUACAUUCAUAAUGCAAAUGUCAAACCGUGAGAACCCUUUCGAUUUGGUAGUUCAUUUGUAUAUAUUGAGAUUUUAUGGCACACUUUGGUUGAAAUGAUAACAAUGCAAUUAAUCUCGCGCUCCACCAAGCGGUGAGUGCGGUCAUUUCAGAAGGUACCGGGAACGAACCACAUUUUUUAAAAAUAUUUAUAACCACGUACAUGUCUUUAUUAUUUAUCUUUGGUUGAAAAAAACUCCGAGGAACUUGAAAAAAAUCAAUUUUCCGAAAACAAUUUUUUGUAUGUCAAAGGUCUUAAAAUUGCCUAAAACAACGAGAUCUGCUAUCAUCCGGAAAUUUUUUUUUUGGGACAAAUAGACUCAGGAACUUUGAAUUUUCGAAAAUGAAAAAAAAAAUUUUAAAUAAAAUUCAUAGCAUUGCACGAACUGUUGAGAUCUGGUAUCAGCUUGAAAAAAAAAUUUCAGACUGUCAGUAACUUAAAAAAUUUGAAAUUCUCUAAUCGAAAAAAAAAAAAUCAUGCCAAAUGUCUUACAAUUGCAUGAACUGUUGAGAUUUGGUAACAGCGUAGAAAAACUUUUCUUGGAAUAAAAUGGACUUGGGAUUUUGAAAACAUUCGAAAUUCUUUGUUUGAUGCUAAAUGUCUUAGAAUGGCAUGAAACGUCGAGAUCAGGUAUCAUCGCGAAAAGAACAUUUUGAUCAAAAUCGAUUCUAAGAACUUGAAAAAAAUUUAAAAUUUCCGAAAUCGAUUUUUUUUUCGAUGUCUUACGAUUGAACUGUUGGGAUCACCUCGAAAAAAACGUUUUUGGAUACAGAAAAACUUGUUUUUUUUUUAAUUUCGAAUUAAAAAAAAACAUUUUUGCCUAAUGGCAAAUGUCUAAGAAUCUGUUAAGAUCUGGUAACAGCCAGAAUUUUUUUUUUCAAAUAAAAUGGACUUUUAGGAACUUGUAAUGUAAAACUUCCAAAUUGAUUUUUUUUAUGCCAAGUGGCUAAGAAUUGCAUGAAACGUCGAGAUAUGGUAUCAUCUAGAAAAAUUGAGAUAAAUAGACAAGAAUUUGAGAAAUUUUUGAAUUUCCGAAAUUGAAAAUAAAAAAUUUCUUUUUGAUGUCAAAUGUAAUAAAAUUGAAUGUUCUGUUGAGAACUGGUAUCAUCUCGAAAAAAAAGUUUUUUUUGAGAAAAUUUGACUCAAAAAAUGAUAAAAAUGUUGAAAUUCCGGAAUUGAACAAAAAAUUUCAACUUUCUUUGCGUUUUGUCUUCGGCUCGUCAGUACUUAAAGCAGUUCAAGUAGAACUGCCAUCUCCGCCUAGCAGUCCAACUUUAAUCGCUAAGCAGACGCAAAGCCUACACAACUCAUGUAACACUUUUGGAUAUUACACAGAGGUGCAAUAUCCUUUCUGACGUCUCGGGCGUAAACGAAUGACGACUGGCUACUGGUCGCCGUAGAGUUUGAACAUUUAGGGGUUUUUUGUUUUGUGCAAAAAGCACAUAUUUUGUUUCAACUUUCUUUGCGUUUCGCUUUUGGCUCGUUAGUGCUUCAGCGGUUUAAGUUGGACUGCUAGGCGGAGAUGGCAGUUCUACUUGAACUGCUUUAAGCACUGACGGGCCGAAGACGAAACGCAAAGAAAGUUGAAAUUUUUUGUUCAAUUCCGGAAUUUCAACAUUUCAAAAAUGUUUUAGAAGCCAAAUGUCUUAGAAUUUCGUGAACAGUUGAGAUCUGGUAACAACACAAACAAUUUUUUUGAGAAAAAAGAAAUUAAAUAUUUCAUUGUUGCCAAAUGUCUUAGAAUUGCUUGAAACGUCGAGAUUUAGUAUCAUCUCGAAAAAAAAAUUUGGAAAAGGUCAACUCUCAGGAACUUGAAAAGUUUUAAACUAAAAAAAAACUUUUUAUGCCAGAUGGACUGUUCAGAUUUGAUAACAGAUCGAAAAAAUUAUUUUGAAUAAAAUGGACUCUUAGGAACUUGAAAAACUUCAAAAUUUCCGAAAUUGAGAUUCUUUUUCCUAUGUCUUGGAAUUGAUGAAACACAGAGAUAUGAGCUGAUACUAGAGCUCGAAAAUAUUUUUUUUUGAAAAAAAUUACUCAGGAACUUGAAAUUUUCUUAAAAUUCCGAAAUCGAAAAAAAAUUUUUUUUAUGCCGAAUGUAAUAAUAUGUGUUGAGAUUGAUAACAGUUCGAAAAAUUUUCUAUAGAAAAAAUGAACUUUCAGAAAUUAACAAAAAAUUUAAAUUUCCGAAAUAGAUUUUUCUUAAAUGCCAAGUGUCUUGGAAUUGUACAAAAACGUCGAUAUCUGGUAUCAUUUCUAAAAAAAAAACCUUUGAUACUAAAUAUCUUAGAAUUGCAUGAAACGGCAAGAUCUAGUAUCAUCUCGGAAAUAUUAAUUUUUUUUGAGAAAAAUAGACUUAGGAACUUGUAAUUCUUUUAAAAUUCCGAAAUCGAACAAAUUUUUUUUUAAGUCAAAUGUCUUAGAAUUGCAUGAAACAUUGAGAUCAUCUCAAAACGAAAAAAAAAUUAGAAAAAAUAACUAGAACUUGAGAAAAAUUUUGAAACGCCGAAAUUGUAAAAAAAAAAUGAUGCCAAAUGUAAUGAAACUUUUUUUUUUCGAGAAAAAUCGAUUCUCAGCAACUUGAAAAUAUUUUGAAAUUUCCGAAAUCGAAAAAUAUUUUUUUUAUACCAAAUGUCUUGGAAUUGCAUGAAACGUUGAGAUCAUCUUGUUAUAAAUUGUUUGUUUGAAAACAUCGACUAUUAGAAACUUGAAAAAACUGAAAUUUCUAAAUUGAAUUUUUUUCUGCCAAAUGUCUUAGAAUUGCAUGAAGCCUAGCGAUCCGGUAUCAUCCCGAAAAAUUUUUUAUUUUCAAAACAUCGACUCUGAAACUCAGACAUUUGGCAUAAAUUUUUUUUUUUCAUUUUCAAAAAUUUCCAAAUUUUCCAGUCUAAGAGACAAAUUCUUAGACAGACUCUCAAAAAAAAAAAAUUCCGAGUUCGUAAAUUUCAAAAUGUUUUUCAUGUUCAUGAGAGUUCAUUCAUCCCAAAAAAAUUGGCUUGAGAUGAUACCAGAUCUGGACGUUUCAUGCAGUUGCAUAAUUAUUUUUCCAAAAAUAGAAAUUUUUUAUAUUUUUAGACUUGUAUUGAGCUACCUUUUCAUACAAUUAAUGUUAUCCGUUUUUUUUAAUUGUAAACUUUCACUGGUUGACAACCCUAUGCUUCUAAUACAUGCUUCAAUGUUGUGAUUUUCGAUCAAUAAUGACGUCUUUUUCCAUUCCAUUCAUUUUUGAAAAUAUUUCAAAAUUGUCAAUUUUUACAGGUUGACAACCCUAUGCAUAUCUAGUAAUUGUGAUCCUACUGAGAUUUUCGAUCUAUAUUGAAGCCGUUUUUUUUUGUUGGUUAAUAACCCUAUCCCUUUUUAUUCAAAAUAUGUUUGUUUUUUUUUUUCGAUAAUAGAUACCAACCUAACCGCAUACAUUCGAAAAGUGCACGAGUCCAACAAUUAUCGAUUUAUCCUUCAAUAAAAUAAUAUUUGACACUAUUUCUUCGCGUUUCGCCUUCGACUCUUCAGUGCUCAAUGCAGUUUAAACUGAACUGCCAUCUCGCGCCUAGCAGUUCCAACUUAAACCGCUAAGCAGACGCAAAGUUUGCACUAUUUAUGCAACCCUCAAAUAAUAUUGCACAAGUGCUAUAUUAUUUCUGACGUUCCAGGCGUAAACGAGUGACGACUUAUUACUGGCCCUAAUAAUAAAAAAGGAGAAACGCCAAAGAAAUAGAUACAAAAUAUGUGCAUUCUGCACAAAUUACCAAAUUCCUAAAUGUUCAAUAUUUGGAAUUUUUCAAAAAUUGUGAGCUGGUGGCCAACCCUAUACAUCUAUUAAAUGCUUAAUCAUUGUGAUUUUCGACCAACAUUGACUUAAUUUUCUACUCAAUUCAUGUUUGAAAAUAUUUUAAAAAUUGUGUAUUUUCGCAGGUUGACAACUCUAUUCAGUUCUCGGAAAAUAGUUAAUUUUCGUAUGUGUAUAAAUCUAUCAAAGUUGUAUCUUUAGUGACUUGCCUUUUCAUACAAAUGAUGUUGACAUUUGAAAUAAAAAAUUGAAUUUUCGAUGUUUGACAACCCUAUGCAUCUAGGAAAUGCUUAAAUGUGGUGAUUUCCGAUCAAUAUUGACUUCAUUUUUCAUUCAAAUCAUGUUUAAAAAUAUUUCAAAAACUGUCCAUUUACGCAAAUAGACAACUCUUUGCACCUUAGAAAUGUUUGAAUCCGCAAUAUUUUAUUGACAUUGAGGAAUUCCGCACCGAAAACCAAAUGCAGCCCAUCCUGUUGAUGAUACUGUAGACUUUUUUCUAGACUAUAUUUAUUGUUGACGUUAUUUAAUUACAAAAAGUUGUCAGAUCGUACAUGGCCUGUUUGUUCAGUUCAAACUAACAAAUGAAUCUAAUCUCAUCGUUACCGAAACAAAACUAGGAGCGCAAAAAAUGGUUGUGCGAUAUUGCCACGUCAUUACACUCUAACUAUUUUCUGGUACAUUUCGAAAUAAUAUUACACAAAAUGCUACAACACAAUCAUUCUUUCGUUACAUUCGUCGAUCAAUACAAGAGCGUUAUAGUCGCCACCACAUUCAUGUGCGCGCGACUGGUGGCUUAUGACUGUCAUCGCUAACAUUCAUCUGUGUGCUACGAGCAACAUUCAGUACGUGAAAGUUUCCAUGCACUCGGUCAUUCAAAGCAAACAUCUGGCUACAGUUUUAGGUAGCACAACCGGGGAGUUUCACUUAAAACUGUCAGGUGAAGGAAUCGUUUCCAGCACUGCCUGGCUAGUCGGUAUGGCAGAGAUAUAAUUCCAAUAAUCAAACGGUUAGGAUAGGAAACGGUAAUGUUUGUCCCACAUUUCGGCUUAAACCAAUGGCUUCGAUAAUUUUGAAUCCGGUCUGAGGUAGGACAGGCGAACCACAUAAUUUAUAUACUCAUUCUAUUUAGCUAAUCUGCAAUUAUUUCAACUAAACAUUACCAAGCGCGCUCGACGGCAAGGGAACCAUCCGAUAGAGGUUAUUUUUUCUCUGUAAAACAGAGUUAGACGACCACCGCAGCUGACGAUCUAGAAAACAUUCCUUGAAACGCUGAGCUCCACGUGGGGAUGCCUAUCGGAGAAGCCCCUUUUGCGCAACACGUCCGAGCAAAAAUAUUACUCUACUUGUCCAAGUUUAAACAAUACAUAGAAUCCUUUAUAGAGCAUAGAUAGCACUUCUUUCAGUUUUUUUUUACUGAACCUAGAGAGAUUCGUGAAAGAAGGGGGCUUGUUAAGUUAAUUGUUGCAGGCAGGCUUUUGUCUUUGAUCGUAUAAUGCCGCCGGGAAAGAAACACCGCAGAAAUCUAACUAAUUCUAUUUUAUUCGUCGCAAUUUAAUGUUCGCUUCGUUGUACAUAUGUUAGCUCCAUGUCCAAAAGUUCACGUUUAACGGGGAUUCGUUAAUCUUUUUGCAUACUUAAUCUUAUAUAGUUGAAAGACAUACUUCUACAAACAACAAAAAAAAAAAGAAAGAAAAGUUUAUACAAUCUACCAGAAUAAUCUAAUUCUUAUCGAUUCCUGGAAUCUUUUAUUUCGAAACUAAACAAAAACUGAAUAGUCAAAUAAGUAUCAAUUCUAUUCAUACCUUCCAACCUACCUAACAAACUAGUAAAAUACACAUCUCGAGGAAAAACCACAGGCGAUAUACAUACUCGAAACGCAGCGAGAGCUAAAACAGUGGCGAAGCAAGCAGCAAAUACUCGUGGACUGACGAACCGCAAAUAUGAACCAAGCAACCAACCAACCAACCAACAAACCGACCGACCGUCUUGUACAGAGAGCGCGAUUUGAGCCAAACUUUCCACGGAGAUAUCGCAGUGAAACCAUUCGAUUCUCAUAAAUUAUCUAGAUUUAACUAUAUAAACUAAAGUCAUUUUGUUUGUUUAUUAUUUCUACUGGUAACACUUUAAAAUCAAAACUUGGAUAGUUAUACUAAGGCAAAACAGAUGAAGCAUGUUUAUUAACAGCGAAUAAUGGUGGUGAAUAAGACGGAACUGUCACAAAAAAAAACAACGUAGAUAGCUUUUUCAUAUAUUAUAUUCAAUUUAAAGAGCAAAGCGAAGCGAAAUAUAACAAACACUAUCUGGGGAUACGAAAACUGCGGACAGCAAAAAAUGGUAUGUUGUAUUGGAUAAAAUCAGAAAAAAAGUCCUAUAUUUAUUAACGGGAAUACAAAAUCAGCAAGCAAAACUAUGAAGUAAGAGAAACAAUUGAUAGGGGGAAAAGUGUUUUGCGCUAACCCUAAAAUUAUUAAAAUUAGUUUCAGUAAUCGAUAACGAUUAAUCUUACAUGCAAAUAAGCAAAUUAAGAUAAAUAAAUAACAAUACGUA
Malaya genurostris is the source of this 15010-nucleotide messenger RNA. RefSeq names its product phosphatidylinositol 4-kinase beta (gene fwd). The coding region runs from base 1903 to 6315 and encodes 1470 amino acids. Gene Ontology annotation, biological process: phosphatidylinositol-mediated signaling; phosphatidylinositol phosphate biosynthetic process. The record is from RefSeq and is a predicted model, not a curated record. The transcript is spliced from 12 exons. Lineage: Eukaryota; Metazoa; Arthropoda; Insecta; Diptera; Culicidae. Gene Ontology annotation, cellular component: membrane; cytoplasm. Gene Ontology annotation, molecular function: 1-phosphatidylinositol 4-kinase activity.